Messenger RNA from Fusarium oxysporum Fo47, 2468 nucleotides. RefSeq names its product P-loop containing nucleoside triphosphate hydrolase protein. The coding region runs from base 38 to 2458 and encodes 806 amino acids. NCBI's taxonomy places the organism in Eukaryota, Fungi, Ascomycota, Sordariomycetes, Hypocreales, Nectriaceae. The transcript has a single exon. Gene Ontology annotation, cellular component: membrane. Gene Ontology annotation, molecular function: ABC-type transporter activity; ATP binding; ATP hydrolysis activity. The record is from RefSeq and is a predicted model, not a curated record. Gene Ontology annotation, biological process: transmembrane transport.
CGUUUCUUUGUCACACUUACCUGCCCGGCUUGUGAAAAUGCCGUCAAUUCUUCAGGUCUCGAAUAUCCUUCACUACAGCUGCUCUGCAGUAGCUGUAGUUUUCGUUUCCGUUGUUACUAUCCUCAACGCUGCUCGUACCACUGUGAAAACAACCCCCCGGAAUUAUGAUCGUGUUGCUAUUGGGAUUUUGAUCCUGGGGUAUUUGGCUGAAGGUAUAGCGACGUUUGUGCAGGAGAGUCAGCAGAGUAAAGAGCCUGAGACGAUACACCUUGUCGUGCUCCUAUCGGUAUGGGCGUUUCUCUGGAGUCAGCGAACUGCACAGCGGUUAUUGGUUCUCGGAACAUCGCUUAUUACCCUUGCAUUCGAGAUUCCGUUGCAAAUAUUCUCCGCUAUCAACGGCCAGAAUGAUAUCUAUCAUAUUGUGCAACUCGCCUCUCAAACAUUCAGACUCCUACCUCUUCUUUUCCUCAUGAUCUACCAUCUCUCAACCAGUGGCAGAUACUACACCCCCGAUUCAGAAGCAGAGGAAUCGCAGCCCUUCCUCCAAUCAAACGGCCAUGCAAACGGCAGAGCAUGCCCAAGCUACGGUACUGAGACAUCGUCAGACACAGAGGUCGAUGACGAUGAGUACAUCUCAGGCAGCGAAUCAGACGAAGAUGUAAUCGACAUCAAACGCCAACGCGCAAAGAAACUCAAGGAGAAGGGUGGCUGGCUGGGCUACCUCUCUGACUUUUCCAUCUUCCUCCCCUUCUUGAUCCCCAAGAAAGACCGCAAAGUCCAACUCUGCAUUUUAAUCUCCCUAUUCUGUAUCCUGGCUACUCGAGUCUUCAACAUCCUGGUUCCUCGUCAACUAGGCAUCGUGGCCGAUCAACUCCUCGCCAAGCAAAAUCCAUUCCACGCUCUUUUCAUCUGGCUUAUCAUGAGCCUUGCUUCUCACGACGUUGUCGUCGGACUUAUUGAGUCACUGGCCAAAAUCCCGAUUAAGCAGUUCUCAUACCGAUCUCUCACGAACGCAGCGUUUAACCACGUUCUAUCGCUGCCUAUGGAGUUUCAUUCUGAGCGUGACUCGGCGGAGGUUAUGAAGGCUAUUGAACAGGGUGAAGCAUUGACGAAUGUCCUUGACAUGCUUAUCAUCGAGAUUCUCCCCACUGUCGUUGAUUUGGCUAUCGCUUUUGUAUUUCUGUACUGGAAGUUCAAUAGCUACGUGGCUUUGGCAAUGGCCAUUGGCUCAGUCCUCUUCGUCACGUUUGAAGUCAAAGCCACAGGAUGGAACCUCGAUAACCGACGAGAAUCGACAAAGUCGAAGAGAGAAGAAGUUCGUGUGAUGCACCAAGCUGUUCAGGGCUGGCAGACCGUUACAUACUUCAAUAUGUUCAACUACGAGAAGUAUCGCUUCGGAUCUGCUGUCAAUAAGCAAUUAUCUGCUGGUCUGAACUACGAGAAGAGGGAUGCCUAUAUCCAGGGGCUACUUAACGCUCUUAUCCCAUGCACGUUCUUCACACUGGCGAGCCUUGUUAUUUACGAUGUCUGGCAGGGUGGAUCAUCGCCCGGUGAUUUUGUCUUCUUCAUUCAGUACUGGGAGUACUUGGUCUGGCCAUUGAAGUUCUUGUCUCAUAGUUACAGACAACUCAUGUCAGACUUAGUUGAUGCUGAGCGCCUGCUCUAUCUGCUGCAGACAAAGCCCACUAUCACUGACAAGGAGGGUGCUAGGGAUCUGGAGAAGGUCGAGGGACGUGUUGCGUUCCAUGAUGUUUGUUUCUCUUAUGAUCCUCGGAAACCAACAGUCCAGGACUUGUCGCUGUCAGUUGAGCCUGGACAAACUGUUGCAUUGGUUGGAGAGACAGGCGCUGGCAAGUCUUCCAUCAUGAAGCUUCUCCUUCGUUUCUACGAUAUUGAUGAGGGAUCUAUAACCAUUGAUGGUUAUGAUAUCCGGGAUAUCACUCUCAGCUCACUGAGAAAUGCUCUCGGCGUAGUACCUCAAGAUCCACUUCUCUUCAACGCAUCGAUCCUUGAGAACAUGCGCUACGCCCGACCUUCUGCGACAGACGAGGAGAUCUACGCUGCUUGUCGCUCUGCAGCUAUCCACGACAAAAUUCUCAGCUUCGUCGAUGGAUAUAACACGAAGGUUGGAGAGCAGGGGGUCAAGCUAUCAGGAGGGGAGAUUCAGAGACUAGCAAUCGCUCGAGUGUUCCUCAAGAAUCCACCAAUCUUGAUUCUCGAUGAGGCAACGAGUGCAGUUGACACGAAUACGGAGUCAAGUAUUCAGGGUGCUUUGGAUGAGUUGAAACGUGCGAGGUCGACAUUCGUUAUUGCGCAUCGAAUAUCUACUAUUGUCAGCGCGGACAAGAUCUUGGUUAUCCACAAUGGACAGGUUGUUGAGUCAGGAACACACGCGGAAUUGAUCUCAAUAGACGGAAGGUACAAGGAGUUAUGGAACAAACAGGUUGGAAACAAAUAGGAGCAUAACA